This is a messenger RNA of Glossina fuscipes, 4124 nucleotides long. It is a transcript of the gene Vps15, whose product is annotated as phosphoinositide 3-kinase regulatory subunit 4. Bases 1 to 4065 code for a protein of 1354 amino acids. Lineage: Eukaryota; Metazoa; Arthropoda; Insecta; Diptera; Glossinidae. Gene Ontology annotation, molecular function: protein binding; protein serine/threonine kinase activity; ATP binding. Gene Ontology annotation, cellular component: late endosome; phosphatidylinositol 3-kinase complex, class III, type I; nucleus-vacuole junction. The transcript is spliced from 12 exons. Gene Ontology annotation, biological process: protein targeting to vacuole; macroautophagy; autophagy of peroxisome. The record is from RefSeq and is a predicted model, not a curated record.
AUGGGUAAUCAAUUGGUUGGAAUAGCACCAUCACAGAUCUAUCCGGUGGAACACUAUUUUUCAGGUCACUUUGGCACGGAGAUUAUAUUUGAUUCAAAUAUGGGUAGCACAAGAUUUUUUAAAGUGGCUAAAGCUAAAUCGGAAGAGGGCUUGAUUGUGGUUAAAGUUUUUGUCAAACAUGAUCCCACAUUACCUUUAGAAGAUCAUAAAGAUCGUGUGGAAUAUAUAAAGAAAACAUUAACCCUAGCUAAUGGAGUAAAUUGUUUGCCUUUUCAACGCGUUGAACUGACAGAUAAGGCGGCUUAUAUUAUGCGCGAAUAUGUCAAACAUAGUCUAUAUGAUCGUGUAUCAACAAGACCAUUUCUCACAGUCUUAGAAAAGAAGUGGAUAACGUUUCAAAUAUUGUGUGCGUUGAACCAGUGUCACAAGCAGAAAAUAUGUCAUGGUGAUAUAAAAUUAGAAAAUAUUCUUAUCACUUCCUGGAAUUGGAUACUAUUGUCAGAUUUUGCCUCUUUCAAACCUACAUAUCUACCAGAAGAUAAUCCAGCGGAUUAUACAUAUUUCUUUGACACAAGCCGGCGUCGUUCAUGCUAUAUAGCACCAGAGAGAUUUGUAAAAACGUUGUCAUCAGAAGAUAUUGAUGGCAAUGUAUCCAUGUUUCCAACUGAUUCGAUAAUACGCUUGGGUCCCUACUAUUCGGGCAACACAGUGUUACCAGCGAUGGAUAUCUUUUCAGCUGGGUGUGCUCUCUUAGAGUUAUGGACUGAGGGCACUGCUCCGUUUGAACUUUCUCAGCUACUUGCGUACCGGCGCGGAGAACGUGAACUGGUUGAAAGGCAUUUGCAAGGCAUCGAGAAUGAAAAUUUACGUCAGCUUUUAACUUCGAUGAUUGAUCUAAAUUCUGCAAAUCGUAAAAGUGCAGAAGAUUAUUUGGACCAGGAGCGAGGUCGUUUAUUUCCCGAAUACUUUUAUUCAUUUUUACAAUCGUAUUUGCAAAUGUUCUCUUCGCUUCAAAUUAUGUCACCCGAUGAUAAAAUCUUACGUUUACAUUCCGAUAUAAAUCAUUGUAUAUUGGUCUUAACAGCAAGUACAGCUACUUCUGAUUUAACUCCCGAUAAUGAAGGCAGUCAUCAUAGUAUAACCAACGAGGAGAAAACUGAUUCGGAGACUUGUGUUAAUAUGCCAGCGGAACAGGACGGUCUAAUCUUAAUAAUUACUGUAGUGACAUCUUGUAUACGUGGUCUGCAGCAUUCAAACACUAUGAUAUGCUCAUUGGAGAUUUUGCAGAAGCUUUCCAAAUAUACAACGUCCGAAACUAUCUUGGAUAGAAUUUUACCAUACAUAUUGCAUUUAGCUCAAAAUUCCUCAGCCAAAGUGCAAGUUCAAGCCAUAGAAACCUUAACUACUUGUCUGAGUAUGGUAAAAGAAAUACCGCGUAGUGAUGCUAACGUAUUUCCGGAAUAUAUUUUGCCGGCUAUAACUAAACUGGCCAACUGCGAAGAAAGUGCUGUUAUUGUAAGGGUAGCAUUUGCAAGAAAUAUCGCGAAAUUGGCAAAAAUUGCGGUAUAUUUUUUGGAGGAAACUCAACGGAACUCUCCUAACGACAUGCCAACUAGACGUUAUGAAGCUGAAUUGAAUGCCUUGCACGAAAUAAUACGUCUUACAGUGUUAAGUCUCCUAACUGAUCCUAAGCCGGUGGUAAAACAAACUCUAAUGGAAUAUAAUAUAUGCGAUUUAUGCGCUUUCUUUGGCAAGGAGAAAGCCAACGAUAUCAUUUUAUCACACAUUAUGACAUUUCUUAACGAUGAAGAUAAAAAUUUAAGAGGUUCAUUUUACGAUAAUAUCGCUGGUGUAGCUGGUUAUGUGGGCUGGCAAGUUUCUGAUAUUUUAGUUCCUCUGCUUCAGCAGGGUUUCACUGAUCGAGAGGAGUUUGUUAUCGCGAAAGCUAUACGAGCAAUAACAAUACUUAUUGAAUUAGGUCAUAUUAAAAAGCCUACUGUAACAGAUAUUUUGAAGGAGACCGCUUGCUAUUUGUGUCACCCUAACCUGUGGAUACGCCAUGAGAUAUGCGGUAUGAUAACCACUACUGCUCGAACUUUGAGUGCAAUAGAUGUUCAAUGUAAAGUUUUACCGGCUAUAAUAAAUUUUUUAAAGACGCCACUGAUUCAAGUAGAAAAACCUGAUAUACUUUUGGAUUGUCUGCAAACGCCCAUACCAAGGCAGGUCUACGAUAGCGUUUUACGAUUUGCAGAUGUUCAAAAAUUCAUAGAUGCUCUGGAAGAAAGAGCAAAAAUUCGGCAAAAUACGCGACAGGGUAUGUUGCCACAAUAUGAGGAUAUGGGACAAACAUUGUGCAACCUGUUUCGCCGCUUGACUUCAGAAGGCUUAACGGACCAAGUCGAAAUGCAAUUAUUGGCAAUGAAGAGUUUCCUGCUUAAACUAAAAUGCAAAUCGCAGCAAGAAACUGGAGACCCUUCAUCAAGCAACGGACGAAUUGUUUUAAAUCGAAAGAAUAUUAUUUGCCACGAAUACCCUUUAGCUGAUAAACUGUCGGGUAUUAAAUUGUCUUUGGAAGCUCGCAUUAACGAUGGUAAUACCUUGGCAUCAACUGCUUCCGAUAUUGCAACGACUGGAGGUGGUUUAUCAGGUAGUCCGUCUUCAGGUGUUCUUGUUUUAGGCACUCAGCCGACAACUAUGACGACUAUGAGUGCGGCUACUUCCUUAGGAGAGUACACCAUGCCGGAAAGAAAUUAUUGGCAAGAACGCUCGUCUGAGUGCCGCAAAGAUUUAGAGAAUUUGAGAGUGAAAUUUAAAAGUCGCUACAGUAUCUUGGCAUUGUCGCAACGCAGUCAUCUGGAUAAGCAAAUCUCUGCUUACCCCCAGGGUUGGCGGUUGACUGGCACAAUGGUCGCUCAUUUGCACGAACAUUCCGAAUCAGUUAUUAAAUUAGCUUCGUUAAAACCAUGUGGCUCGCUAUUUGCCAGCGGUAGUAUAGACGGAACUGUCCGCUUGUGGGACGCUAAUAAAUUAAGUGGCAGCCAGGCUAUUAAUAGAUCGCGUCAAGCCUAUUCUGCCAGUACUCCUAUCUACUCGUUGGCGUCUUGUGAUAAUGGCCAGUGUCUGGCCGUUGGAGGAAAGGAUGGAAGUUUAAUGCUUUUACGUUUAGAUCGUAAUUCUUCAAAAAUGGCUUUACAGCAGGCAAUGCAUUUGGAUCAAAAUGCGGAUGAUGGUCCGGUUGUCGAUAUGCACUCCUAUGAACAACAUCCAACGAGUGUUGUAAUCUAUGCCACAUUAUAUGGCGAAAUAGUUGCUUGGGAUAUACGAAUGCAAAAUAGCGCGUGGCGUUUGCAAAAUGAAUUACGUCACGGUGUUAUAACAACCAUUUGUGCUGAUCCGGCUGGAUCAUGGUUAGCCACCGGUACAAGCGGUGGCAAACAUAUAUGCUGGGAUUUAAGGUUCCGAUUACCAAUAGCCGAAAUUAAACAUCCAGCUGACUCUUGGAUACGUAAGAUAGCCUGUCAUCCAACUGAACCGUCUUGCUUGAUAUCAGCUUCUCAAUCUAAUAAUGAAGUGUCCAUAUGGAAUAUUGAAACCGGUCAUCGGCAUAACGUAUUGUGGGCGAGUUCAGCACCCGUGCUAUCUUAUGCCAGCAUGAAUGAUCCAGCUACUACUUGCGGCGUUCUUAGUGGAGUGGUGGACAACUCUCCUUUCAUUAUAACAGGUAGUUCAGAUCAACGCAUACGAUUUUGGGAUAUUGGUCAGCCAAAAAAUUCAGCUCUAAUAGUGCCAUCAGCUAAAGAUAAUCUAAAUGAUAUUUCAUUUACAUACGAUUCACGUUUAAUCGAAGGUAGUCAGGUUAUUAAAGAGCAAAUUAUCUCAAUGAAUAAUGCGCCAGAUAUAAACUCGCUAAGACCCGCAACUGAAGAGAAUCCUCGCUCGGGACCAGAUAUGCCGUCGGCUAGCCAUCACGACGCUAUCACUGACUUGCUGAUGUGUAAAACUGAUAAAGGACAAAUUUAUAUAGCCUCAGCUGCCCGUGAUGGAGUUAUAAAACUAUGGAAAUAGUUUUCAUGUAUUUUAGAGCUUAAGAUAGAAGAAGAAAUUGUGAGCGCAGAUGAUGAGUA